GCUGUCUCAAUAGUGUGCUAGUCGGUAAUGCGCUCCGCUAUUUGAAUUUUUGUCACGUCACGUGGUUUAAGUCGCGCAGAUAUCACACAUCAUGGAGAUUCUGAGAAUGAUUUACCUAAUUCAUGCGGUAUAACAACAACUAGAUUUGGAGUUCAAUUCAAAUUCAAAAAAAAAAAUGUUUUGGAACUCAGUUAUUCUAUUGUUUGUCUUGAAUGGGUGUAAUGGAUAUCAACCAAAGUUCACUGAACCCAUUGGCAACAUUACUGUACCGGUUGGCCGAGAAGCUAUGUUUACGUGUUACGUGCAUGGCUUAGGUGGUUAUAGAGUUGGUUGGGUGAAAGCCGAUACAAAAGCUAUUCAAGCUAUACAUGACCAUGUCAUUACGCAUAAUGCUAGAGUGUCUGUUUCUCGUACCGAUGAUUCGACAUGGAAUUUACAUAUAAAAAACGUACAAGAAGAAGACCGUGGUCAAUAUAUGUGUCAAAUUAAUACUGAUCCAAUGAUAAGUCAGAUGGGAUAUUUGGAUGUAGUUAUACCACCUGAUAUUAUUUACGAAGACACUUCGGGAGAUGUAAUGGUACCUGAAGGAGGAACUGUGAAGUUAACAUGUAGAGCCAAAGGCUACCCAAAACCACAUGUUUUGUGGAGAAGAGAAGAUGGACGAGAAAUAGUUAUUAAAGACGCCAGUAGCACUAAAACUAAAGUUACCACGUACCAGGGUGAAAUGUUGCGGCUGACCAAGGUCAGUAGAUCCGAGAUGGGAGCUUACCUGUGUAUUGGGUCAAACGGAGUGCCACCUUCUGUUAGCAAACGAAUCACGGUCAGCGUUCACUUCCAUCCAGUGAUUUCUUCGCCAAGUCAAUUGGUUGGUGCUCCAAAAGGCACUGAUGUCAAGUUAGAAUGUAACGUUGAAGCAUCCCCAAAGUCUAUAAAUUACUGGGUCCGAGAGGGUGGUGGCAUGGUAAUAACAAGUGACAAAUAUCAAACAAACAACACGCCCAAGUCUAUAUUCGAGGAACACAUGGUAUUGACCAUAAAAUCGGUAGAGAAGUACGACUUGGGAUCAUACAUAUGCAUAGCUAAGAAUUCUAUCGGUGAAGUGGAAAAUAGCAUACGAUUAUACGAGAUACGGGGCCUAGACAACCACGGAGACGACGACGAAUUCAGUGACCUAUCGGAUCGUUAUCCGGAAUUAUACACGGAAACUCACAAUUUUUCAGGCGGUAGUGGUGCAAGUGGAAGUAGUGGUGGUAGUAAUGGUAAAAUUAGUGGAAAUGGAGAAGCUGACAACAGGAAUCGGACCAAGCAUAGGCACCACACGGACACAUAUUCACCCACACCCAGCCCAAGCGCAUCCACCCGUUUGAUCCCACCAUUUUACCAGACUAUUGAGUAUCUCUGACACGUGGUUCCCGUCUGGUAAGCUCGCGAUGAGCGUCUGCCAGACGAACGUGGCGCACGUGGUUCUUCCUAACCGGCGUUCGUCGACACUGAUAUGACUAAGCCGCGAGUACACUCUACUACCGCGUUGUUACCGUUUAGGACUAACGAAAUCGCGAUAAUAACAAAAUAUAUUAUAACAUUAUUAUAAUAAACAAUAAAAACCUGAGAAAAAAAAUGAUUAUUUUAGGCCCAUAUUUCGCCUUUGAGUCCCAUAAUGUGUGAAUACCUGUUAAACCUUUAUCCUGACUACCUAAGUCUAUAACUACCCAUAUAUAAUCGUUGACUUCCCAUCUACUAAAUUUAGUGCAUUACCUGCAGAAAUUAUGUGACACUGUGCAUGGUUAGAUUAUUUGAAAAUCUAUGCACUCAAUGUCUAAUUGGUUAUCCUGAAAAACCAUAAUAAAAAUUAGAAUAAUAUGCAUGUGAAGUGUGUUAAAGAAAAACCCAGAUUAAAAUUUGUAUACAUUUGGUACUUUUACAACGCAAUUAGUAAUUUAUUUAUAUUAACAUAAACAAGAUAAAAUUUUCUGUAUGAUGAAAUUAAAUUAAAAUUUUUAUCUCAAAACAUUCAUAAGAAGUAUUGUUAAAAUCGUAGUUAUUUGAUGAAACAUAAAUUAAUACUCGCAUAAUAACUAUACGAUUCGUAUGUAUAACUUUCAUUUGAAAAUCGAUAAAAAAAAUGUCAUGGGAAAUGUUUAACUAAUAAAGUUAGCUUUAAAAGAUAGUUCUUUAAGUCGAUCUUUAACUUUUUACUUACUUGAGUUUCUUGUGCCCCAAAUUUUAUAAAAUCUCACUAUAUUUGCUUGACUUGGAUUAUCGUGACUUUUUAUUAUUCCCAUGAUGAAACUAUAUUCAAAUUCUGGGGAUUUGAAAAAGUUGAUGUUGUCAUUCGUAAUGUGUUAAUAUGAAUUAAACUUAUAAAUUUGUUGAAAAACUACUUUUGCAAAGAAAUCGAUAACCGUUAGAAGCAAUGAAUUGAAGCUAAAAGGCAAUAUUUUGAAGACACCCAUUCAAUCGAUUGUAAUUUUCAACCACAAUGUAUAUUAAUACAUUUGUCUUGAGUAUUUUUUUAGCACAUUUUGUAUGUAGUAUAAUUUCGGAAGAUUAUCGAUCGGGUAGAUUUAGAACGUUUUAAUGUUUUAAUUUUUAUGCGUUUUUCCGAAACACUUUAAAUAUUGCUAAUUCUACAACGUCUAACGUAGCGCCGUCUUUCGGUGUUUUUAUUUUAAUAUUACAACAAUAAUGUAAUUUAGGCGCCUAUGUCUCGAGAGCCUUAAUUUAAUUAUCCCGGUCUCUAGACUUCAUGUUCCUCUUUCGCAGGUAUGCAUAACAUAAUAUUAUAUAAUAAGUUUAACAAUUUGUUGUGAUUACUCAUUA
This is a messenger RNA of Melanaphis sacchari, 2820 nucleotides long. Its product is annotated as lachesin-like. NCBI's taxonomy places the organism in Eukaryota, Metazoa, Arthropoda, Insecta, Hemiptera, Aphididae. Gene Ontology annotation, cellular component: neuron projection. The transcript is spliced from 9 exons. The record is from RefSeq and is a predicted model, not a curated record. The coding region runs from base 176 to 1402 and encodes 408 amino acids.